AUGGCACUGGAUGCCCUACGAAAUCCUAUAAUUCCCGGGCUUAACCCAAAUCCAUCGUGUGUCUGCGUGUCAGGGACAUACUACCUCGUGUCCGCCUCCCUGCUCUAUUUUCCGUCAAUUCCGGUGUACACGUCCGUGGAUCUCGUCGAGUGGAAAAAUGUUGGGUAUGUAUGCACUCGUCCGUCCCAGCUGGAUACGAAGGAUUGCAAUCUCAAACCUGGCACUCCUUGGCCCGGUGGUAUCUGCGCCGCUACGAUACGAUAUCAUGGAGGCGUCUUCUACGUCACUGCUACUCUAGUCUACGGGGACAAACAGCCAACGGACUCUUCUCGAUGGCAGAAUUUCUUGUUCACUUGUACCGAUCCGACAAAACAUGAAUGGAGCGACCCUCUGCAAAUCGACUUUAUGGGGUAUGAUACCUCCCUGUUCUUCGACGAUAACGGGAAAGCAUACCUUCAAGGCCUGAGCUGUUCUCGUGCAAAACCCGAAAUCCAGCAGAUGGAGAUCGACUUUGCGACCGGCAACUCACCAAGGGGAUCACCUAAGACUUUAUGGAAACCCGAGUCGGGAACAUACAUCGAGGGUCCACAUAUGUACAGGAAUGAUGGAUUCUAUUACCUGCUUUUCUCCGAAGGGGAAGACUCAAAUACCCUCGGCACAGCUCUUAUGCGUUCUUCCACGCCAUGGGGACCUUUCGACUCCAGUGUCAGUCCGCUUCUCCCCUCUCCUCCGAACGUGUUACGUCCCACAGGCCACACUGAGCUCGUGCACUCUCCAACCGGGUGGCUCGCGCUCUUCGCCUCACCCCGACAAGGCACAGAAGUGUCCUCCUUAGGACCAGAAGCGCACCUCCUCCCUCUCACCUGGCCCUCAGGCGAAUGGCCCACCCUGGGCCCAGCCCUCCCCGUCAACACACCCACGCAGACGACAACCGACGUCCUCGCCCUUCCCCCACUAGCCAGCACCUCCCUCCCCCUCUCAGUACUAACGAUCCGUGCCCCUCCCCCUGCCUCCCCUUAUCGCCGCAUCGGCCCCUCCCUCAUCCUCCGAUCAGACGAGAUCCCGCUCCCCACUGCCGAAUCUCCAUCCCUCAUCCUCCUCCCCCAGCGCAGACAGCGCAGCACAUGGCAUUUCAUCCUCGCCUGGCCGGGCAACGGGCCCUCAUACGACGUCGGACCGAUUUUUGAGGGUGGGGUGACGGUUUACCUGGACUGGAAACGACAUGUGGAUUUUGCGAUCAUCAGGAAUCUGGUCUGGACGGGUCAGGCGAGAGUCAGGAUCGUCGGACCCCAGUGUACCGUCAGCGGGAGGCUGGAUAUCGACUUGCCUGCCAGGCUCAGAGUGGAGACGUUUAAGGACGGAUACGAGUUCUGGGCUAUGCAUAAGGGGGAGUGGAAGAAAAUUGACGUGGUUGACGUUGGGCUUGUGAGUGGGGACAGGUAUGGGGGUGUCGCUAUCGGCCCGUUUUUGACGAGUCAUGAGGCUAUUGAGAUGUAUGUGCAGGAAUGGAAGGUUGAGACACACGAAGAGUUGGAAGGAAAGACUUCUGAUUGACGGGUUUGGACAAUCAUUGCACGCAACUCCGAGAUUAC
Messenger RNA from Dacryopinax primogenitus, 1592 nucleotides. RefSeq names its product Arabinanase/levansucrase/invertase. The transcript has 7 exons. Gene Ontology annotation, biological process: carbohydrate metabolic process. The coding region runs from base 1 to 1554 and encodes 517 amino acids. The record is from RefSeq and is a predicted model, not a curated record. Lineage: Eukaryota; Fungi; Basidiomycota; Dacrymycetes; Dacrymycetales; Dacrymycetaceae. Gene Ontology annotation, molecular function: hydrolase activity, hydrolyzing O-glycosyl compounds.